CUCCUCUUUCCUUACUCAGCUGGCCAGCUUUGACAUGGGUUUCAUGCACAGGGGACUUUUACCGAAAGUGUGAAUCGUCUUGUCCCCGUCUGUUUGAAAAGGGCGCCACUUUGGCACCGAUUUCCCAUUCGUCAUCGCAGCCACCCCCCACUCCCUGCCCCCGGGUCCAUCCAGAAGAACAUGCAGUGGGCACCUUCGAUGCGCCUGGUGUCGCGCUAGGUGUCGGGGAUCUCCAGAUGAGCAAAAUGUGGUCCCGGUCUUCAAGUGAUCCUACUAUGGCUGAAUCCCUGAGGGAAGCUUCUGGAAGCCUGGAAGUUCUAGAGGCCGGUGAUGAGGGAAAGAAGAAAUCCAAGUUUAAAGUCUUCAAGAGCUUCUUUGGCAAGAAGAAGAAAAAAGAGCCCGAGGAUGCCCGGGGAGGGAGGAAGCUAAAACCAAGCCUGUCCAGCAGCAACAUCAACAUCUCUGCUCUGAAGCCAGUUCAUGGAGAUCAGACUGAGCCUUGGGCCGAGAGCAACAUGGGGAGCAAAGCCCUGUCCCAUGACAGCAUCUUCAUGAUGGAUCCUGAGCCUGCAAAUAAAAUCUACCUGUCUCCAGAGCUCCAGAGAGGCAGAUCUCUGCAGAGACCUUAUGUUUCCAGAACUCUGCCUAGAACUGGGACUAGUAGUCUGCAUCGAGCUGUUUUUGGAAUUACGUUUGGACCUGUGCUCCCAUAUGUACCCAGAAGUGCACUUUGGGCCGGGAGAUCCGACAUCGCUGAGAGCCCAUCACUGCUGCCAUGCCAACGAAGCAUCAGCCCACCUCUUAUCCGUUCUGACACAAUCUCUAAGGACUUGGAGGAAAUCUCUAUUGAUGAGGAGUCACCUGAGAGCUCACCAAAGGACGUUUCAGAGCAGAUCUUGACAAUGAAGAAGGUGGAGCCAAAACAGGGGAAGCCAGGCAUUCUGCUGGUGUCUCAAGAAGAGAAGAGUACAACAACAUCCCAAGACGCUGUCCAAAAGAAGCCGAAAAACGACAGUGCAGGUACCUCAAGCCUGGAGCAGAGCAAGAAAACUGAAACUCCGGAUAAGAAGACAGCAGAGCAGACCGCAAACCCAGAUGCUGCUGGCACUCAGGGCUACCUGUCGACGAUGGCGUUUGGAAGACAGUGUGCAAGGAGAGGUUCCGGUGCUAUAGGCAUGAGUGAGUGUGGGCUCGGAGGAAGAACCUUCAAACAGUUUUCUGUCAUCUCUGCGGACCUCUCUCUGGAGCAGUCCACAACUCCACCGGCCAAAAGCGUGACUCCUCAGGAGGGACUUUCGGAUACAGAUGGCCUGGGAAAGAGAAAUACUGGGAUGGAUUUUAAAGCUGGAACCGCAGCAGGAGCCCAGUCUGUACCUGAAGACGUGGAAGGGUCCACGGUUGGUGACCCAUCAACAUGCCGUGAGGACGGGGCCCCGGGAGCCAACAGGCCAGAAGCCAUGGCUUCUCUCUCGUCAGCGGCAACCGAGGCCGAAGCGUUUAAGGAUCCUUCUCGCACCCAGUCGGGGAGGGAAGAAGCCUGCAGCUCCGAUUUGCAAGGUAUCCAGCUGAAAAUGGAGUCAGUUCAAGAUAUUCCAACUGUCUGCAGAGAAAAGCCCCCUGGAAAGUGUCUCCCGGCCUUCACAGCAGGUAUUUCGGCUCUGCCAAGUGCUUUGGCAAAGAGAGGCGUUUCUGUGGAGACGCCGCCUCUCAGGAGCCUUUCCCUGGCCGUGGUGAAGUUCCACGCCGAAGAAGAGUCCUCUGAUUCCGAGAGUUCUUCAGAGGUGGGGGGUGGUUCUGAGCAGGUGCCUCCCAGGCCUGCUUCCCAGCAGGAGAAGCCCAAAGGUGACCAAAAAGUCUUCCCCAAACCAGGAAGUUCAGCUGUGGAACCGAGCCAGCCCGGGCAGCAGCUGGCUUCUGGAUCCCCUUCCUGGGCCGUGGCGCGGCCCGAAGCUGAAGAGGACUCCUUGGAUUCCGAGAGUGUUCCGGAGGACGAAGACACCUCGGAGCAGCAGGUGCGUCCCGGGCGCUCUCUCCAGUCGGCGGGGAAGCCCGACCAUGGCCAGGAAGUCUUCACGGAGCCCAAGAGCUCCGCUUCCAAGGUCUUGGGGGAGCCCACAGUGUCCACCGAGUGGCACAGUUACUCUGACAAGUACAAGAGUGCUGACCCUUCCCGGGCCUGGAAGGAGAAGCCCAAGGACCAAGGAGGAACCGCCUCAGUUUCGAAGAGCGUACUUAAGGAGUGGGAUGUUUCCAUGCAGCGGCUCGCUCUCCAACAGCUUCCUCAGUCCUUUGCGAAGCCGGCUGUUCAGCAGCAAGUGUCGUCCGGCCCGGUGAGGGCUUUGGCACAGCGGAGCGGCUUUGCAGAGCACCUGCUGCCCCAGUCCGGGACGGGCGCCAAGGCCGAGCAGCAAGCCUCGGCGUGUCUGGAGAGCACUGCCAGGGACUGGGGCCUCUCCCUGGAGCCGCUGCCUCCCAGGACCUCUUUGAAGCACCUGAUGGGGCGUAAAGUUGGGCAACCGGUCUCCAAAAGUCCAGAAAUUGCCAUGACCCCAGGGGUCAAUUCCGCGGCCCUCAAAUGGCAUUCUAAGCCUCCCCCGAAACCCACGGCGGGGGAUGCAUUCCCUCCAGGUCCAGAGCACGUGUCUGUUUCGAAGCAAGUGCUGCCGCCCAAGGAUCCUUUCUGGGCCCUGCUGAGAUCGGUAGUUGAGGAACGAGUCCCCCCCGGUGCGGAAAGUGCUGUGGUUGAGAAGGACGCUUCUAUGCAGCCGCUGGUCCCCAAACAUCGGUCCCCCAGGCAACCUCUGGUCCAGCGACAAGUCUCUGUGAGUCCGGAGAGCACUGCAGCUGAGGGGGGCGCUUCUGGGGGGCCACUGCUCCCCAAACAUUCUGCUCGGCCCCUGGUGAAUCCUCAAAGCCAGCAGAUCUCAGAGAACGCUGCGGUCAAGGAGGGCACAUCUGCCGAGCUGCCUCGCGGAGGCCCUUUCCAGCUCUCGGGGAGGCCCAGACUCCAGGCACAGACCCUCCCCCCCGACUCGGUUAGUGCUUCUGAGGGCAGCGGUCCUGAGGAGAAGAUGCCUCCCCCACACACCUCCCGGGCCUGGGUGAGCCCCAGAGUUGAGCAAGAAGCCUCCUCGGGUUCAGCGAAUGCUCCCGCAGCACGGAGCACUCCGGUGGAGUCAAAGCCUCCCAAAAGCGCUCUGCAGGCCUGGGGCAACCGUAAAUCCAAGCAAGCAGCUUCCACGGGUCUGGAGGGCGCUGUGGCCGAGAAGGGUGGGUCCAAGGCGCAGCCCCCCCCCAGAAUGUCUUCUCAGUCCCCGAUGAAACCCGUGGGGAAACAAGCAGUCUCUGCAGGGCCGGAGAGCGUGGCCGCCAAGAAGGAGGCAUGUGCAGAACCACUGCCUCCCAGGCAGUUUUCCAGGUCCCUUGCGGGACACAAAGUCCAGCAAAUAUCUUCAAAUUUUGAGAGCAAUGCUGCGGAGGGCGCCGUCUCCGGGAAGCCACUGCCUCCCAAGAAUCCUACCCAGGUCUUGGUCAGGUCUAAAGUCCAGGAAAUAUCCUUGCGUCUAGAGAACAAGGCCCUUGAAGGAAACACGUCUAAGAAGUCACCGAUUCCUAGAUAUCCUUCCCAGUCAUUUGUGAAGUACAUGGCAGAACGAGUCUUUUCAGAGAGCCCUGCAGCCGAGCAGGGAUUUCACACGAAUCCCCCAUCUACAAAUCCACCUUCCAAACCUUCGAUGAGGCCCGAGGCCCAGUGCCAAGUCUUCUCAGGUCAGAAGAAUGCCAACAUGGGGGGAGGCAUUUCCUCACAGCUGCUGCCUUGGAAAGGCCCUUUACGGUCCUCAGGGAGGCCCGAAGACCCCAAAGGAGUCUCUUCGCAUUCGGAGAGCGCUCCUGCGAAGUCGAGUGGUUCAAAAAAGCAGCCGCCUCCCAGAUACCUUUCCCAGGCACUGAGGAAGCUUGAGUACCAGCAAUAUGGCUCCCUGGUCUCUGUGAGCGCUCUUGAAGACAGGAAGAGUUUUGAAGACAAGCUGCCUUCUGGAGGCCCUUCCCAAGCCAAGAAGGGGCCUGAAUCACAACCACAUGUUUCCUCAACAGGCUCAGCGAGUGCGCCUGUGGGGUGGAGUUGUUCUGAGGAGCCCCUGCCUCGCAGAUCCUCCUUCUGGGCUUUUGCAGACCCUGAACAUCAGCAACAGGUUCCUUCCGGUUCCGUGGGCACUGCUGCUGAGGGAGCCAUUUCUGGGAGCAAUCCUAGCAGCCGGUCCGUACCCAAAGGCCCGGCUUCUCCACACAGAACCAAGAAGCGUAGCCACAGCUCUGAAGACCUCAUUAAGAAUAUCCUGGCUUCUGCUGCGAAACCCGUGAAGUUCACUUUUGCUCCCGCCAGCCAAACAUCCACUUCCGGGGUCACUUACCCUAAGGAGGAAGUUGUCAAGAGCAGUGAUCCAAAUAACAGCCACUCAGACGUGUCCACCACCGAGGCUGAUGUUGAAAACGUCUUUGGGAUUCGAGUGAGAAAAAUCCCUACCUCGGACAAGUUCAAGGAUGAGACACAAGAUGACCGGACCAAGCUUUCUUCACUCUCCCUGGGCCCAAAGUCAUUUCCUGUAUGUAAAGGGAAGCGAAUCAGAAGAAGCGCUUCCCAUGGGUUCCUGGGCACCGCAGAGCACCUCAUCCCAGGGUAUGAGUUUGCAGAGAAGCAACAGGACAGGCCCAAAUCUGAAAUCAUAGCUGGGAAUCAACCCGCUUGCAAGGUCCCAGGAAAGGCUCCUGGUCGACAGGAAUAUUAUAGCAUCUCGGACCCAACUUGGAUAACCGAGCUGAGAACCAAGAACAGAGCCACGAUCAAAGAGCCUUCACGUGCGGGAGAUAUCUUAGAAGAUGAAAACCAACCAGCAAGUAGUUUGACCUUCAACGUCAAUAAACAGGAGCAGGUGGCACUGAAGAAGCUACUUCAGCCUACCAAAGGAGUCCCUUUCGUGAAGAAUUUGACGAGCAAUUUAGGAAACCAUGGUCUGGCCACGGAAUAGUAGGACCCAACAUUAACACCAGUCCGGUUUCUACUCAGAUCUGUGUCUCCCGAAGCAACCAAAUGUCUGAUUGCUUGAAAGAAAGAAAGAAAGAA
Messenger RNA from Acinonyx jubatus (cheetah), 5122 nucleotides. RefSeq names its product KIAA1210 ortholog. NCBI's taxonomy places the organism in Eukaryota, Metazoa, Chordata, Mammalia, Carnivora, Felidae. The record is from RefSeq and is a predicted model, not a curated record. The coding region runs from base 237 to 5027 and encodes 1596 amino acids. The transcript is spliced from 12 exons.